This is a messenger RNA of Pogoniulus pusillus (Red-fronted tinkerbird), 1919 nucleotides long. It is a transcript of the gene HHEX, whose product is annotated as hematopoietically expressed homeobox. The transcript is spliced from 4 exons. Gene Ontology annotation, molecular function: DNA-binding transcription factor activity, RNA polymerase II-specific; RNA polymerase II cis-regulatory region sequence-specific DNA binding. NCBI's taxonomy places the organism in Eukaryota, Metazoa, Chordata, Aves, Piciformes, Lybiidae. The record is from RefSeq and is a predicted model, not a curated record. Bases 72 to 914 code for a protein of 280 amino acids. Gene Ontology annotation, biological process: regulation of transcription by RNA polymerase II; cell differentiation.
CGCCGCGGUCGGGGCCGGCUUUCCGCAGGGGCGGCCGGGACCGCCGGGGGUGCGCGGGCGCUGGCCGUGCCAUGCAGUACCAGCCGCCAGGCGCGGCGCCGGCGGCCCUGGGCGUCGGCGUCCCACUGUACGCGCCCACACCGCUGCUUCAGCCCGCGCACCCCACGCCCUUCUACAUCGAGGACAUCCUGGGCCGCGGUCCCGCCACCGCCCCAGCCCCUCACUCCUUACCCGCCCCGCCGCCGCCGACGCUGCCGUCUCCCAACUCCUCCUUCACCAGCCUAGUGUCCCCGUACCGGACCCCCAUCUACGAGCCGACCCCCAUCCACCCGGCCUUCUCCCACCAUCUCGCUGCCACCUACGGCACUGGCGCCUACGCUGGGUCCCUCUACUCCUUCCCCCGCGCCGUCGGCGACUACGCACACGCUCUGAUCCGACAGGACCCCCUGGGGAAGCCGCUGCUGUGGAGUCCCUUCAUCCAGCGGCCACUGCACAAGAGGAAAGGGGGACAGGUCCGCUUCUCCAACGACCAGACCAUCGAACUCGAGAAGAAGUUCGAGACACAGAAAUACCUCUCCCCACCAGAGAGAAAGCGCCUGGCCAAGAUGCUGCAGCUCAGUGAGAGGCAGGUCAAAACAUGGUUUCAGAAUCGCAGAGCCAAAUGGAGGCGUCUAAAACAGGAGAAUCCCCAGGCCACCAAAAAAGAAGAAGUGGAAGGUGCUGACAGUCACAGUGACCAAAGACCGGAGAGCUGCCCGACCCCUGAGCAGAAGGAUAAAGAGGUCUCCCUGGAUGGUUCGCAGUACACCCCCUCACCAGCCUCACAGGAGGAUCUGGAUUCAGACGUCUCUGAGGACUCUGAUCAAGAAGUGGACAUUGAAGGCGAUAAAGGCUAUUACAACCCUACCCACUAACGGCCCCAUGCAGAAUGUGGACACUGACUCAUCUUGCACUUCACCAGGGGCUCAUUUGGAAGAACAUUAUGCUACAGGAGAAAACUUUUAUCAUUUCACUGAAAGAAAAUAACACAAAACAGACUUGGUUUAUAAUAAAGAGAGAAAAAAAUAUAUAUUUUCCACAAAGUGUCAUUUUUGGGCAGAUCUCUAAUUUGAUUAAAGGAACAUGGUUUGUAUUUAAUUACUUGUAAGAUAUAUUUGUACAUUAACUGAUGUUCUAACUGAAAUAUAAUACUAUACCCUGUUCUUGCUCACAGGGGGUCUGAAUGAGCUGCUGUUGAUGAUCAGGCAAAACUCCUCUCUAGCUAGUAUGGAAGUGAAUAUGGAUUGCAGGACUAAACCCUUUGUAUGUAUGAAAAAAUAUAGUUAAUUGAAAUGUCCUUAGCAAGCGGAGAAGCAUGUUCUGUGAAACAAGGAUGGAUUUGACCAUCCUGUCAAGUGCCUUAUGCUCACACUGUUUUACCUGCUGUGGUGCUUUCCACCAAUGUAUCCCUCCAAUCAUCAGGUAGAGUCUUUGGACAGAUUCAUUUUCCUUUUCGUGUUAAAUGAAAUGUGCCUUCUUAGAUUUUGUAGCACUUUGUCCCAUAAUCUGGAUUGUUCCAUUUGCAGGGAAAAAAAAAAAGGUGUGUUUUUCUCCUUGAAAACCUCUAGUACUGUUUUUUACAGAUUUUAUAUUGAAGAAGAAAAUGUGGAGCAUGAUAGAGCUCUGCUGUAGGAGAAAAACUAGCAUCAGUUGUGGUGGAUAAGGGAGGCACACAGCCAUGGGAAGAUAAUGCCCAUUGUACACUUAUAUGCUUCUGUACAUAUUAGUUUUCUUUAAAAGUCAUGGUUUUAUACCUCGCAUUGUUCAUACUUUGUACAUAGUUGUUCAAUGUUAAGACAAAAAAAAAAAAAAAAAGGCAAAACCUGGUAUUUAAUUUUUGAUGGACUUGUCUGUGAAAUAAAACUAAACUCUACACCCUC